Pecten maximus is the source of this 3880-nucleotide messenger RNA. RefSeq lists its product as uncharacterized. Gene Ontology annotation, molecular function: RNA polymerase II cis-regulatory region sequence-specific DNA binding; DNA-binding transcription factor activity, RNA polymerase II-specific. The record is from RefSeq and is a predicted model, not a curated record. NCBI's taxonomy places the organism in Eukaryota, Metazoa, Mollusca, Bivalvia, Pectinida, Pectinidae. Gene Ontology annotation, biological process: epidermal cell differentiation; regulation of transcription by RNA polymerase II. Gene Ontology annotation, cellular component: nucleus.
AGAGACAAGACGUGAACUGGUAGUCAGUGGUCAUAACACGGUCAAGAUGCCCAGGACAUUCCUAGUCCGUCGAGCUGGAGACGAGAAUUACACACUAUAUGAAGACACUGAAAUUGAAGAAGUAUUGCAAGAAAACAACAAAGAAAACAUCGAUGACAUUUGUACAGAACAAAUGAAGACCAUGAUAGACACGAAGUUAGUAUCGCAGACAACUGAUAGUGCGCCUGACAUUGUUACAAAGACGUCUCGGAUUACAUCGAUAAAUUCCGGUACACCAGCCAAUGAAACGAAUUGUGCGUCACUCGGACAUUCUCGAAUUGUAGUCAGUGCGAAGGGUGAGGGCAGCUGUACCAAGAGUAUCCGAUAUGUAGAUAUGAACGAAGAGGAAUCUUCAUCCUCUUCAUUUUCUUCGUCCCAGCCUGACGAUAGUUUACUUUCCUCCGUGUCGGACACAUCGGAUGUAUGCCAAGACAUGGACUCGUGCACGAGUGCUGAUGAUUCUGUGCUCAAGUCACCGGAGCCUUCGUCCACUUCCGGUUCGAAUAAAUCCCAACAGAUAUUACCCCCUUUUGCCUCGCUUGCCCUCGGAGUGUGUCUCUCGAGUAUACAAGCCCAUCCUGAUUCUACCUCGAACAUGCAUUUACCCUCUAAAUCUGAUGAUGAAUAUGGUGUCAAACUUCCACAUACACCUUUAUGUUCAUCCGAAAUUGGAAUCAAUUGUUCGCCAAAGCAAAUGGCAUGCGCAUCUUCACACAAUCCCAAGGGUUCUCCUGUUAUUCCGUAUCUAAAUGUUUCGUCUGUGUCUCGAUCAUCGUCUAGUGAAGGUUUUGCCAGACAAUCUCUUGGACAAUCUCAACCGUUCUCAAGUUUCAACAAAAAAUUGUUAGCGAGACAGUCGCCCAGAUCUAUUAAACAUAACUCAUUCACGAACAGUACUUUGCAGCAGUCGAACCAACAGAGUCAUUCACCAAAGAAGCCGCUUAGGACAGCUAAUCACUUAUCACAUUCAAUCAACGCACUAGUCUCAUCUGAGAAAAAUAAAACUACACGAAAUACGUCACCAAGGAAACCACUUGGACAAGUUCAUCACAAUUCAGGUACAAACAUCGGACACGUGUCCUCUUUCCACGAAGUCGACUCAAAUCCUCCCAUGACGCUCCGUCUUCCUCUUGUGUUACCACAAGAAAAAGAGAAUGUUGAUUCAAGUCGAACUUCACAGGAAGUGACGCAAGUGAAACUUCCGGUAAAACUUCAAAUGAAGAAGGCUGAACAUCGUUGUCAAAUGUUGGCUAACAGUCUUUUGAACAAUGAUGAAUCUAAUGGCUCGCAUUCCGAAAAAGUGAAACAUUCAAAGGACCAUUCGCAAGAUAAACAAAAUACCGCCACAUCAAAGCCAAAAAUUUGGAAUCCCUUGCAUCACGUGUUUGAUGCAAAGAAAUUUAGUUCCCCUGUUGUUGUGCAAGAUAUGAUGAACUCUCCAAAGUUACCAUCACAUCCGGUUGUGUUCUCGCCGCAGACAAGGUGUACUGCUACACCGGAUAUUGUUACGAGAUGCACGAGUCCUGUGGAGGUCAGAGAAGCUCAAGCUCCAAAGACACCAAUACGCAUUGGUGAUCCAGUGUUCCCAGCCAUAAUUUCACCAUCAGUGACGAGUACUCCUUUACAACCACGACCCCUAACGCCCUCUAUAAUCGAGUCUGGUCGGACAUGUGGUCUUACACCACCCGUGUUGAACAGCUCACUAGCGCACCAAAGACAACAGUACCUAGUCCAAAAUUACCACCAAGUGUCUCCUGUUCCUCCACGAGAAUCUGUCGUGUCACCAGCACUUGCAGCAGUUUCCCAUUUACAUACUCCGAGACAACAUCCUCUGGCAUUAGAAAUGCGCCAAAGUCCGAUUCAAGAAGUGUUGAAAGACAAUUUUGACCCCUCAAAACAAUCAAAUAUGCACGUUUUUAAACCUAGAUACCCAGCACAGCAGCGAUGUACUGUGGCAGAAACAAAGACAAUAUUUUCAACUUCUCCAUUUACAUAUCAGAAGAUGGAUUCUCGGAAUGAAUACUCAACUCUGCCAGUGAAAAGACCACCGACACCGUUGUUUGGCACUGGGAAAAGAUUCAAGUCAGAACACAGCCUUCCCUAUAACUCCCUGCAACAACUAGCAUCUGUUUGCGUUGAUCAAGUAACAACAUGGGGAGAUAAAUCUAACAAUGAAGACUGCUCCAGUCAUGUCCAGAUCUACGCUGCCAAUGGAAACGUUCGCCAAGAGGGGACAGCAAAUGACUCAAACUCUCGAGAUAGCAAGACCGACGAAAAUGAGGAGCCGCAUUCAGAUUUCUCUGAUUCGUCUUUUUUGAAAAUGAUACAGAGGCGACAUGGUUUACAAAACAUCGAAUUUGUCAAUGGUGGAAACGGUAUCAAGAAUCCGUCGUUUAUAACUCCCAAACCUGCCGACAUCACUAACACCCAUCAAGAUAUACCGACAGUAUUAAAUGGCUCCUGUCGCUGCAAGGUUUGUGGGAAGGAGUUCAAGUUACAGAGACUACUGAACCGCCAUCUUAAAUGUCAUAGUGAUGUCAAAAGGUACCUUUGUACAUUCUGUGGAAAAGGCUUCAACGACACAUUUGAUCUGAAGCGACACACCAGGAUACACACAGGAGUGAAACCCUACAAGUGUAUACACUGCGAUAAGUCGUUCACUCAGCGCUGUUCCCUCGAGUCACAUUGUCGGAAAGUUCACAACACCGAGUACGAGUAUCAGUAUAAACAACGCCGAAACAAGAUGUACGUCUGUGAGGAAUGUGGCUUCUCCACGGACGAGGCGGAAACUUACUACCACCAUCUCCGACAAAAUCACCCCAACUGCCCAGUUCUCGCAAAACCACACGACAAACGACAUUUCAAAUUCCGGAACGAUCGUACGAACAUAGCAUCGCGUCCAAGAAGUGAAAGUGAACUUAAACCGGAAGUGAAAAGCGAAGGGAAGCUACAUAUUGAACGGUUUUUAAGUAUGAGAUAGUGUGAAGUCAUUAGUUUGGAUUAGAAACUGUGUAUGUGUUUUGUGAAGACAAUGAUCUAGAACUCGGGGCAUAUUUCAAAGAGACACUAUUUCUACUGGCAUUGUAACAUGCCUAAAUAGAAGUACUUACAUGAUUAAUUAUAUGCAGUGUUUCAGAAAUAAGAGUUACCGUUUCAGAAACAAGAGUUACCGUUUCAGAAACAAGUGUUACCUCUUCUGUUUGUCCUGCUUUACAUGUUGUCCAGUCAGUUUGAUUUGAAGCUUGCCAGAAAAACAAUAUAUAUAUAUUUGUCCAUAUAUUGUUGUAAACUCGGUUAAGUAUUAUGUAUUUUACGUUUUGUUAUUUACAUUUGGAGAAUUUAGUCAAUCAUUUUUGUUUGUUUGUCUUCGUGAAAAUGGUCCAACAUAGCAUAAGCUAAUGUACUGGUAUUCCCGGCUCAGGAGAAGAAAUAAUGAUCUUGUGCCAGGUCUUAACUGUCUCACUGCGUUUGAAAGCAUCAAACGGUUCAUGACUUCGGUUAUAUUUGUCGGAACCCAUUUUGUAUAAUUGUUAUGCAAGUGAUAACUAUUUUCAUAUCAGAUUUACAAAUCGUUUGUAAUAUGUGCAAUACAAUGUAUCUUUCUCUCAUACAAGUAAAUGGCGAAUCAAAUCGAUCUAGAUCAGUUUUGGAAUAGAUUGUUUCUUUCUUUUUUGUAUUUUUUUUAUUUAUUUUUCUGUUCCAGACUUCAUAAAGUUCGUUCUGGAGUUAAUAUGUCUCAAUUGAUUAUCUUAAUGUUUGGUGCUACAUGGAUUUGGUUUAUCUUGUUCAUGAAACGAACGUUUUUUUUCAUAAGCUUGAAUAAAAUUACUUUCAGUGCAAC